Otolemur garnettii (small-eared galago) is the source of this 740-nucleotide messenger RNA. It is a transcript of the gene TOMM22, whose product is annotated as translocase of outer mitochondrial membrane 22. The transcript is spliced from 4 exons. The record is from RefSeq and is a predicted model, not a curated record. Bases 26 to 454 code for a protein of 142 amino acids. Gene Ontology annotation, biological process: intracellular protein transport. Lineage: Eukaryota; Metazoa; Chordata; Mammalia; Primates; Galagidae. Gene Ontology annotation, cellular component: mitochondrial outer membrane.
UCCGCUUCCGGUGUCUCCUACAACCAUGGCUGCUGCCGCUGUUCCCUCGGGCGCUGGGGAGCCCUCGUCUCCGGACGAAUUGCUCCCAAAAGGUGACGUAGAGAAGACUGAAGAAGAGCUGGAAGAGGACGACGACGACGAGCUAGAUGAGACCCUGUCGGAGAGACUAUGGGGUCUGACAGAGAUGUUCCCGGAGAGGGUCCGUUCCGCGGCCGGAGCCACUUUUGAUCUCUCCCUCUUUGUGGCUCAAAAAAUGUACAGGUUUUCCAGGGCAGCCUUAUGGAUUGGGACCACUUCCUUUAUGAUCCUGGUUCUUCCUGUUGUCUUUGAGACUGAGAAGUUGCAAAUGGAGCAACAGCAACAACUGCAGCAGCGGCAGAUACUUCUAGGGCCUAACACAGGGCUGUCUGGAGGAAUGCCAGGGGCUCUACCUUCACUUCCUGGGAAGAUCUAGAUUAUUACUACUAUGUUGGUGGGAGAAGUUCAUAAUUCAAUAGUAUUUGAACUGCUGAUUAUUUGGAUUUUUUUUUUAAACUUUGGUACAUUGAUCUAUCUAAACCUGGGGGUGGGGAAAUUCUCCCCACAUUGUCUCAUGGAUAGACUGUCAACUUGCAACCGUACCCUCCACGAUAUCCUGACUUAUAUUUUCUGUCCUCACUCUGAUAGCAGAGUGCAGCCAUUCAGAUGGUUAUUCCAACUCUGGCCACCUCACCCUUUGACUAAAUUGCUUCUAACUGGAA